AUGAGCCUCUUCAGCGAUAUCGUGAACUCAAUUGGUAGCGACAAAUCUCCAGCACCACCAAAGCCGCCAGCAAGACCACUCAGUGCAAAUGCGCACCGACCGAACCUCGACGUCAGCAAGCCUGGUUCCCGGCCCGGAUUGCCGGCGGCCCCCUCGCCUCUGAAUGGCAUAAAGCGGAAGGCCGACGAUAGCUCUGCAAAACCGCCUGAGAAGCUCAUCAAACCGAAUCCUAUACCUGGCUUGACCAGCACUAUUGCUCCAAAGCGUCCUGCCGCACCUCCCCUUAACGCUCCCAAACCUACCAAUGGAAGCGAAGGGAAAACUCUUCCUACGCCCAGACCGAGACUUGAUGCUCAGGUGACUUCAGCGAAACCUGGCUCUGCGCCGUCCACCCCUACCACCGCGUCAGCCAAAGGUCCAGCGAAGGGUUCCUACGCAGAGUUGAUAGCUCGAGCCAAACAAGCGCAGGUGGAGAAAGCUCAACAAAGCCAAGUUGGCUUGAUCAAGCACCAGGCAACGAAUCGAGAAAAGCCAUCGAGGUUGGCUGAGAGGAGACGUCAAGAAGAGGAAAAGGCAAAGGGUGCAAAGGAGAAAUCCAGUGGCGGCCGUCUGGCAAAUGGUGGUAAACGGCAGGAUAAGUCUCGAAGCGCUAGCCCCGCAAAGAAGACGGAUCAGCCCAAAGUACCUAAAGCCCCCCGACCGCCAUUACAUGCCCCUCCUUCGUCCUCCUACAAAGGCACCAUGGGUACUACUUCUGGUCGGACCAAACCUCCGCCCAAGCGUGCCAGAUAUGAUGAAUACCUCGGCACCGACGAAGAAGACGUUUCGGAUGACAUGGGCGGGUAUGGAGAGGACGAGGAAGAUUAUGGGUCUGAGGGUUCAUCUGAUAUGGAAGCUGGAGCGUUCGAUGUGUACGAAGAGGAGCAGAAAGCCCUUCGGGCUGCGAGGGAAGAAGAUGCCCGAGAACUGGCUUUGGAAAACCAAUUGAAGCGAGAGAAAGAGGAACGACGGAAGAGGCUUAUGAGUCUUGCAGGGAGGAAGAAGUGA
Messenger RNA from Fonsecaea multimorphosa CBS 102226, 1047 nucleotides. RefSeq lists its product as uncharacterized. NCBI's taxonomy places the organism in Eukaryota, Fungi, Ascomycota, Eurotiomycetes, Chaetothyriales, Herpotrichiellaceae. The record is from RefSeq and is a predicted model, not a curated record. The transcript has a single exon. The coding region runs from base 1 to 1047 and encodes 348 amino acids.